Candida albicans SC5314 is the source of this 1017-nucleotide messenger RNA. It is a transcript of the gene RAD10, whose product is annotated as Rad10p. The record is from RefSeq and is a predicted model, not a curated record. The transcript has a single exon. Gene Ontology annotation, cellular component: nucleus; nucleotide-excision repair factor 1 complex; ERCC4-ERCC1 complex. Gene Ontology annotation, molecular function: damaged DNA binding; single-stranded DNA binding. Gene Ontology annotation, biological process: meiotic mismatch repair; UV-damage excision repair; mitotic recombination. NCBI's taxonomy places the organism in Eukaryota, Fungi, Ascomycota, Pichiomycetes, Serinales, Debaryomycetaceae. The coding region runs from base 1 to 1017 and encodes 338 amino acids.
AUGUCCAAUACUAAAGACAACGCAAAUGACAUUGAUGCUUCAUCAUUUGCUAGUAUUCUAGCCGGUGUACAGAAAAUGAGAGAGGAUGCUGGAAGUAUACCAUCACAGGACCCAACUCUUGCAGAAGUCAAUCAUGAUACCCAGCCCAACGCGUCAUCGUUAAAUGCAAUUCAACCACCAGCACCGGUACCAGCACCACCGCCACAAACUCACACCAACGUCACAAAUGAAAAAUACCAAAAAGCAACAUUGAAUGAAUCAACUGCAAAACCUAUUCCUCCAAAAAGGAAUAAUAAUAGUGUAAAACCUAGCACGAAGCGAACACAAACUUCUGGGCCAAGUGACAUUCUAGUAUCCAGAUCACAAGAAGGUAAUCCAUUAUUAUCCACACCGAUUAUGCAAGCAACGCCAUGGUCAUUUGACAAGUCUCUUCUCUCGGAUUACUAUAUUAAUCCAAAGUUUCAGAUUAUAUUCUUGACGUUAAAGUACCACAAGCUUCACCCGGAACAUAUUUGGAAUCGAUGGAAAAAACUAAAUCAAGGCUCAUCAACAGUUCAUACGAGAGGCGAUGACGCAUUAAGAGUGUUACUAGUUGUUGUAGAUGUCGAUUCCCAUCAAGACCUAUUGCGUAAGUUACUGGAUUUUUGUAUCAAGCAUGACUUGUCGUUAGUAUUGGCGUGGUCAUACGAAGAGGCUGCUAAUUACAUUGCAUUAUGUAAACAACUAGAUAAGGCACCCCUAAAGGGGAGGAAGAUUAUUGAAGGUACCAAAGGAAGUGACUACAAUUCAAGUGUAGUGAAAGCUUUCACUGGUAUCAAACUGGUCAAUAAAACUGAUGUCUCAAAUCUACUAGCAAAUUGUAAGUCAGUGAAAGAAAUUGUACUUCAAAGCUGCCAAAAUGAUAAUGAUGAUGGUAUUGGACUUGCCAGUAUUCCUGGAUUGGGAGCUAAAAAAUUGGAAAAUCUUAAAAAAGUAUUCCUGGAACCUUUUAUUUCAAAUAAAGAUUAUGAUACAUGA